Messenger RNA from Austrofundulus limnaeus, 717 nucleotides. RefSeq names its product fibroblast growth factor 7 (gene fgf7). The record is from RefSeq and is a predicted model, not a curated record. Gene Ontology annotation, molecular function: growth factor activity. NCBI's taxonomy places the organism in Eukaryota, Metazoa, Chordata, Actinopteri, Cyprinodontiformes, Rivulidae.
GUAUCCUGGAGAUCAGGACGGUGUCAGAGAAAGGCGUUCUGGCCAUCAAAGGCAUAAAGAGUCAGCGCUACAUCUCCAUGAACAAGAAGGGCCAGCUGCAGGGCAAGAGGAUCUACAACGACAACUGCAACUUCAAAGAGUUCUUCCUAGAAAACUACUUCAAUGCUUACGCCUCUGUGAAGUGGAACACGACUAAAGAGAUGUUCAUCACUCUGUCUCAGAAAGGACGGCCUCUGAGGGGCAAGAAGACCAGGAGGGAGCAGGUGGCGUCUCACUUCAUCCCCAUGAAGUGUAAGGAGGACGAGGACAGACAGGUGGAGUGAGGACAGUCUGCAGACUGAAUGAUGUCAUCCUGUUAACAUAUAAAACACACACCUGUAGCUCUGACAGCACGCCACGCUCUCCUGACUGUUCUCACUAAGAGCUAAAUACUAAAGUCCACAGUCUGGAUCAGGAUCUGGAUCAGGAUCUGCAGGUCCAGGAUGGACAUYAGGUUUGACCCAGAGGAGCUGAAGCAAGCUGGACUUGUCUUUAAGAAGAAACAGGAAACAGAUGAAACAUGUUUUCUGUGGCUUUGGGAUUGAAAUGUUUGAAUAAGAUGCUGCUGCUGCUGAAACAUCACAAUAACGCUGUUUUCUUUAUUAUAACUUAUUAUUUGUAAAGAUAUUUUCUCCUGUUUCUGUUCCAACUUUUUAUUAAAAAUAAAUGAAAAUAAAA